Molecule: messenger RNA, 1779 nt
Organism: Penicillium pulvis
Lineage: Eukaryota; Fungi; Ascomycota; Eurotiomycetes; Eurotiales; Aspergillaceae
Product: CocE/NonD family hydrolase
Exons: 6
Coding region: 1-1779 (592 amino acids)
Molecular function (GO): dipeptidyl-peptidase activity
Source: RefSeq, a predicted model, not a curated record
AUGACUUACACGGUAGGUGAAAUCGAAGUUCUUCAGCGAAAGAUCGGGAGCAGUGAUGACCCCGCCGCGAAACAUCCAUCUGGGCAGAGCUCGCCAAAAACAACAGUGUUGCAACCAGGUUUUCGAAGGGAAGAAGAUUGUCGCUCUAUCCAGGCACCUACCAUUUGGGAGAGCGAUAUAAAGGUCCCACUGCGAGAUGGAUCUUUCCUCCUGGCUGAUAUCUUCCGCCCAGUGGACGCAGAGGAUGUUCCCGCUAUCCUUGUUUGGUCUCCAUAUGGCAAGACGGGCACAGGAAUCCUUUCUCUUGAUGUGACCGAGGGCCGAGUGGGAAUUCCAAAAGAGCGCCUCUCUGGAUUUGAAAGCUUUGAGGCUCCCGACCCUGCAGAAUGGGUGCCUUAUGGAUAUGCGAUAGUGAAUGUAAAUGCCAGAGGAAUCCUGGGCUCUGACGGUGACCAUAGAUGGCAUGGAACAUCGGAAGGUCAAGACGGCUACGAUGCUAUAGAGUUUAUUGCAUCACUUCCAUGGACGAAUGGACGCAUCGCACUGAUGGGGAAUUCAUGGCUCGGUUCAUCUCAAUGGUUUAUUGCGGCCGAACAACCUCCACACUUAUCUUGCAUGUUGCCACUUGAGGGCCUCAGUGACGUUUACAGAGAGUCUCUAUGCCGAGGUGGCGUGCCGUAUAAGCCAUUUUGGACAUUUUUGAUGGGGAGUCUGUCUGGAAACAACAAUCAAGAAGAUGUUAUAGCCAUGAUUGAUCGUUAUCCUUUGAUGAAUGAGUACUGGGAAGACAAAAGAGCAAAGUCUCACCUCAUCAAAGCUCCUGCUUAUGUCCUUGCAAGUAUGUCGAGUGCACUGCACACCAUUGGGUCACUUCGGUCAUUCGAAGAUAUUCCCCAUGAAGAGAAGUGGCUGCGAAUGCACCCCACACAGGAGUGGCACGAUCUCUACCAAGAAGAUAGUAUCGCAGAUAUGAAAAGAUUUCUGGACUUCUACACCAAAGGCAUUUCAAAUGGCUGGGAGAAGACACCGCGCGCCCGUAUCUCCGUUCUGCGAUUUAACCAACCCCCGUUCAAGAAUAUACCCUAUUCCCAGUGGCCUAUCAAGGAGGCAGAGUACCAGAGUCUUUACCUGUCUGCAAAUAACCUCUUAGCAGAAAGCCAAUCGGCGGCUGUACCGGGAACUGCAUCUUACCAGGGAGAUAUAGUUGGCCAGCAAAUGGAUGACGACCCUGAGAAAAUCUUGUUCCGCCACACAUUUCAAGAAACAACCAGACUAAUCGGGACAUCCAAAGCUACCCUGUGGCUCUCUUGCCAGGAUCACAAUGACUUUGAUGUGUUUGUUCAAAUUCGGAAAGCUGACCGGUCUGGCAAGAUUCUCCGCAACGUAAACAUACCGUUGCAGGAGCUCGGUGUAGACUCAGAAGCGGAAGUCCAGACUGUGAAUACACUCAAAUACCUUGGACCCACUGGAAUCCUGAGGGCUAGCCAUAGAGCCUUUGACCCAAUAUUGAGCAAACCACACUGGCCGGCGCACGACCACAGCAAACUUGAUUUGGUCCCACCCGGUGAAAUCGUCAAGUUGGAGAUUAGCCUGUGGCCAGCAGCCAUUCAAUUCGAACCUGGUGAGCAACUGAUACUGAAGGUUGCUGGUCACCAUAUGACACUGGCGGAAUUUGAGCCCCUAAGGGGCGGUUUUGUCACUGGAAAUAAGGGACGACAGGUGCUCUAUUUUGGGGGAGGAUAUGAGAGUAAACUUGAGAUCCCAUGCGUCCGGGGCUAA